Molecule: messenger RNA, 3579 nt
Organism: Fusarium venenatum
Lineage: Eukaryota; Fungi; Ascomycota; Sordariomycetes; Hypocreales; Nectriaceae
Source: RefSeq, a predicted model, not a curated record
AUGCUCUCCCAUCUGCGGUUCCACAGGCGAGGGCCGUCAUCAAAUCCUACCUCGCCCUCUCCUGAUCAAACUCCUACUUCACCUGCUGCUGGCCACCCCGCGCCUUUCUCUCCCGAUGCUCUCUCUCCAGAAUUGCGACCAACAUCUUCGAAUCCCUCCACCUUGCCUCCUACUCUACCGCCCAUAUCUCGCGUUACCACAGAAGAUAUAGGGAAGCCACGAGAUGGCCGCCAAAAUGCUGCAGCGACAAACCCGUUAGAUACUCGACCACAACCGACCUCUAAAACAUCGUCCUUCAUUGGUGGUGUCGCUCUUAGAAAAUACCAGCGUGAUCUGGAAGCACAAGCUACCGAAGCUAACGACAGCAAAAGAGGAACUGGUCUACUUGGUCAGCAUUCAGCUUCUCAGCCAUCAUUGACUUCAAAUAAUCCCCCCUUACGGCCGUCGCCGCAGGUUAUAAAGAAUACGAGAGCUACAUCUUCUUUCAGCACACCCACAGAUCUUCAGCAGCCUACCGGUCGCCGUCCUGCAGGUACCCGUCUGGUUACAGAACUGCCCUCGCUUACACAGACAACAAGCAACACCGAAACCCCCAAGCCCAAGAAAGGGCUGCCGUUUCUUAAGAAACCAAUGUCAACACUAUUGAUGAGGCGCAAAAACAGUCAGCAUGCCCCUGACUUGCGCCCAUUACCCUUGGCCAAGCGCCGUGAGGAUCCGGUGUAUGAUCCUCGCAUCAUGGGAACUCGGGUCCAUGAUUUCAGUGCACCACGGCCAAAGAGGAACACCCCAAACAGGGAUACUACGCAAACAUCUCUCGCUUCGCCAGUCCCCAUGUCCGCUCCUCUUCCCGUUCAAGACAUGUUCCUGAGCCCGUUGUCCACUCAGACUGAACAAACCCCCCUCUCAGCCUCAAAUUUGACAACACGUAUGCCCAGUGAUGCUUCCGAUUCUAUCUAUUCACAGGAUUCAAGGGCGCUCAAGAUGACACCAAGCACAGCCUCUGCAGCGCCCCAAGCCCCUGUGCCUGACUUAGUUGCUCUUACACUGUCAGAUGCGCCCCCAGUACCUCCUAAGGAUGAUGCACCGAUUUCAGUUCAACCAAAGUCGCCCCGAGCAUCGCGUUUGAUUGAUGAAGAUGCAUAUGUCCAUGAUAGACCGUCGGUUUCUCACCAGGCAGGGAGGUCGCGAGGCCCGUCACUAUCUGGAUUAUCUGGUAAGGAUAUACCGUCUGCGAUACCUCGACAUAUGAAGAGUACGUCGUCGAGGUUCAGUUUCGACAUGAUUGGUGCUGCAAAACAGGAGAAACUUCUCGAAGAUAGGCAUCGUCAACGAGAGCUUGAGAAAAAGACUGCAGAUGUAUCUGCCCCACGAGACUCGCGCUUUGAGGAUUUUGAUGAUGAUGGCUUCGAUUACGAUGCAAUGAUGGAUGAUGAUGGCUUCGAAGAGGAUAUUCCCAUGGUUGGCGAUGACUUUGAUGAUAUGGAUGCUGAUUUCAACAAUGGGCUGGACGAUCACAUGGACGACCACGCGGGCGGCAACAUGAACAACACUUUGAAUAGAACCCUCAGUACCUUUGACAACAACCUGAACAACACACUUAAUGGAAGUAUGGAUGACGACUUGGACGAAGAGCUUGAUCCAGACAACGACCAGGAAAACUUUUCUGGCUUUGUCUUUCAACGAUCGGGUCCUACAUCAUCGAUAACCAGUCCUCGCAGCGCUGGCUUCUUGCCAACCCCAAGGGAUCCAGAGGGUAAUCGGAUUGGGUUUGCCAUGAGUCAAUAUACGCCAGAGAUGCUGUCUCCGUUGUCUCCCAGAGUCCCCCUCGACCAGCGGAUGAGUCAAGAGAUGGAGGCAGGUGGGCUGGGAAUUCAAGGAUUGGACAUUCCGAGGGUGCCCAGUCUCGAGAAUGAAGCUGCAUUCCAGAAAAACCAGGACCUGCCACCCAUCAAUACUGGACGCCCAUUAAACGAUGACGAGCUCUAUUACGACGAUGGCAUGUUAGAAUUUGAGAGAAAUGAAUUCGCCGAGGAUCUUGCUGCUCCUCCAGAAUGGGAUGAUACCCCUUUUGACGAAUCGAUAUUUGACAAUAACGAUACCGAUCAAUUCGGUCGACCGAUAGCAGGCGCCUUUGCGCAGGCCCAAUCACAGAAACGAUCCACAAAUCAAGAUGAACCGAAUAGAGCAUCUGACUCAACAGAACCACUCUCUGCGACUUCAGAGAUUCCUCAGACAACGGCUCAUACAUCGCUGAGUGCCGGUGAAAAAGAAGAGGUCGAACACAAAACUGUGAGGGACAGCCCUGUCCCCAAUUCGUCUCCUGCCCCCACAGCUGCGGUUCAAUCGUCGUCUCCUUCGGGAGAUGAUCCUUUUGCAGCGUAUCAGGCUGCUCUCGCUGCGGCGGCUUAUAAAGCGGCAGCAUCGGGCAAGUUCCAACGCGGUUCAACACCACCACCUGUUGAAACCAGCCUGCCUGCGCCAGAUCAUUCGGUAGACGUGCCAGACCAUGAUAAUGCCUUUAACCAGGACGACUAUGAGAGUUUCGAUGACUAUGGUGAUUACGAUGAUACAUAUGAGAAUAUGGCCGAUCUGGAGCUUGAUGACGAUGCUAUCAUCGCUGAAGCCAAUGCAAGCGCUCUGGCGAACGACUGUGAUGGCUGGUAUGGUCAGGAAUUUGGCUUCUUUUCAGCUGGUCAACAACAAGGACCAGAAUUUGAAUAUGCCAAUGGUGGCUUCUUUGGUCCAAAGGGUGGUUUAGAUCGUAGCACCAGCGGGCGUAUGAUAUCAAGAGAACCGAACCUUACGCCUAUCACAGAGCGAUCCGAAUACUCUAACAGAAACUCGUUCAUGAGUCUGGGUAUGCCUGGCUUUGGAGGAACAACGCCCCUGCAAAGCCCUGGCCUGGCUCAACUUGCUCUUCUUGGCGAUCGCGGCGACGAGAUGACUUUAUCUGCUCUUCUCCGGCUUAGGUCCCGGGCUUGGGGGGGUUCUCAAGCAAGCCUUGUGUCCAGCCAAAACGGGUCCCCACGAUCAGAAAGAGGCGAUAUGUCCACCUCACCUUGGGGUCAGAGCUUUAUGAGCCCAACGACUUUCCACACCCGGAAGAACUCGGUUCUUUCUACCAUCAGCCACGACUCGGAUAGCGUAAGCGCCUCAGGAAGCCCGACGUUGACAGGUGGCAUUCCUGGCUUUACGCUGUCCCCACCACCUGUCCCAACGUUGGCUAAGCUUGAAACUGAUGUUAAGAAUGAUGCUCAAAUCCCCCCCCUCAACGUUAGCAGACCUGCAUCAAAGUCUUACGACAACCCUAUUUCACCAGUGUCGGAUCCAGAAGAGAGUAUGCCGUCAUCAGCCAUGGUGAGCCCCUUAGUGCCUUCCAAUAGGGCUAGCAUGGUUGAGCCCAGCGUUGUUCCUAAGCGCCCUGGUAUGGGGCACCGGCAUAAAGGCUCAGCCGACAGCAUAUCAUACACCAAAGAGGAAGACAGUGGCGCUACACGUUGGGUCAUGGAGCGACGACGCACAGGGGAAUUCGGACAGGUUGAGAUCGAGCGAGAAGUUCUUGAAGAAGGGCGAAUCUAG